Lolium rigidum is the source of this 1164-nucleotide messenger RNA. RefSeq names its product phenylacetaldehyde reductase. The record is from RefSeq and is a predicted model, not a curated record. Gene Ontology annotation, molecular function: oxidoreductase activity, acting on the CH-OH group of donors, NAD or NADP as acceptor. The transcript has 6 exons. Bases 35 to 1033 code for a protein of 332 amino acids. Lineage: Eukaryota; Viridiplantae; Streptophyta; Magnoliopsida; Poales; Poaceae.
CACGUGAUCACUCACAGUCCAAGGAGCACCACACAUGGCGACUGAAGGAACUGAAGCCAAGGGGGAGACGGUGCUGGUCACCGGCGCCAGCGGCUUCAUCGGCUCCUGGCUCGUCCGCCUCCUCCUCGCCCGCGGCUACUCCAUCCACGCCGCCGUCCUCAACCCCGAUGACAAGGCCGAGACGGACCACCUCCUCGCGCUCGCCGCUGCGGCCGGCGACAAGGACCGCAUCCGCUUCUUCCGGUGCGACCUACUCGACGGCGCCGCCAUGCUCGCCGCCGUCCGGGGCUGCUCUGGCGUGUUCCACCUCGCCUCUCCCUGCACUGUCGACCUCGUCCUCGACCCCCAGAAGGAGCUGGUGGUGCCGGCGGUAGAGGGGACGCUCAACGUGCUGCGCGCCGCCAAGGAAGCCGGGGGAGUGCGGCGGGUGGUGGUCACCUCCUCCGUCUCCGCCCUCGUCCCCUGCCCGGGGUGGCCGGCCGGCGAGGUCCUCGACGAGCGCUGCUGGACCGACAUCGACUACUGCGACAAGAACGGGGUUUGGUACCCUGCUUCAAAGGCGCUCGCGGAAAAGGCAGCAUGGAAAUUUGCAGAGGAGAAUGGACUGGAUGUGGUGACGGUCAAUCCGGGCACUGUUUUGGGCGAGAUGAUUCCGCCAAAAAUCAAUGCCAGUAUGGCCAUGUUUCUUCGCUUACUUGAAGGUUGCACAGAGGAGUAUGCAGAUUUCUUCAUCGGGCCAGUGCAUGUGGAAGACGUCGCACUAGCCCAUAUUCUGCUGUACGAGAACCCAUCGGCAUCCGGGAGGCACCUCUGCGUGGAGCCCAUCUGUCACUGGAGCGAUUUCUCGGCGAAAGUCGGCGAGCUCUACCCUGACUACAAAGUCCACAAAUUUCCUGAGGACACGCAGCCUGGGCUAGUGAGAGCGGAGGCGGUGCCGAAGAAGCUAAUGGCGCUAGGUCUGCAGUUCAGUCCCUUGGAGAAGAUCAUCAGGGACUCUGUAGAGAGCCUCCGGAGGAGAGGAUGCAUCGCUUGAUGGUUGGAUCACUACCUGUAUCUCCUUCUGUUGUAGGUUCAUGAUCAUCCUUACUCAGAGAUGUGUGUUGUGCCCAGCCGAAUGCCUACGUGGAUGUUACUAUUAUGCAAUAACGACUGGUUGACCUACUA